CACAUCACUAAUAUAGACAUACAUUAGUGCGUCCGAUAUGGCGGAACGGAAACACACUACUACUGCUCGGUCUUCAACAAGCAUGACCUCGCUGGCUCGAGCUCUUUCUCGCAGUAGGUUAAGUCAGCCUGAUGUGUUUCAGUCGCAGAAAUCUCUCAGCCGGAGCGCCACGGGUCAGAGCAGGAGGUUCUCCAGCAGCUCGGAGUCUCCUGAUAACAGCCCAAAUGUCGAGGCGAGGGUCCUAGUCAUAAACACCGGCGGAACCAUUGGCAUGACGUAUCAUAAUAACGUUUUGUCUCCAGAACCUAAUGCUCUUGUUGAAACUCUACGCAAGCUCCCUACUCUGCACGAUGAGCAGUACGCACAACACACCCGACUGUAUGACUAUUACAAGCCUCCGGAAAACACGCUGGUGCUGCGACUGUCCAAACAGAAUAAGAGGAUUGUAUAUACAGUUUUAGAAUACUCCCCCCUCCUCGACUCCUGUAAUAUGAGCACAGAUGACUGGGCCACUAUUGGAAAAGACAUUGAGAAACACUAUGAGCAAUACGAUGGUUUUGUCAUCCUGCACGGCACAGACACCAUGGCUUACACCGCCUCUGCCUUAUCCUUCAUGUGUGAGAAUCUGGGAAAGCCUGUCAUCCUCACUGGCUCACAGGUACCGAUCUAUGAGAUGAGGAAUGACGGGCGGGACAACCUCUUGGGGGCGCUGUUGAUAGCAGGACAGUUUGUCAUCCCUGAGGUUUGCCUGUAUUUUCAUCAUAAGCUGUACAGGGGGAAUCGUGUCACCAAAGUGGACGCUGGAAGCUUUAACGCAUUUACCUCACCAAACCUGCCGCCGUUAGCCAAUGCUGAAGUCGACAUCAAAAUUAACUGGGACACUGUUUGGCGAGCAAAUACAACCACCAAAUUCACUGUCCACACACAGUUGAACCGUAAUGUGGGUCUCCUGCGACUCUUCCCAGGAAUCACUGCUGAUACAGUCAGGGCCUUCUUGCAGCCUCCUAUGGACGGAAUCGUGUUGGAGACCUACGGCAGCGGGAACGCCCCUGAUAACCGCGCUGACCUGCUGGAUGAGAUCCGUAAAGCGACCGAGAGAGGAGUCAUCAUUAUCAACUGCACCCAGUGUCUCCGGGGAUCGGUCACUACCUCAUAUGCCACUGGCCAGGCUCUGAUUGAUGCCGGUUUGAUCGCUGGGUGUGAUAUGACCCCAGAAGCUGCUCUUUCAAAACUCUCCUAUGUGCUGGCUAAACAAAACCUCAGUAUCGAAGAAAAGAAGAAGAUGCUGAGUCGUAAUCUGCGUGGAGAGAUGAUAGCUGACCUGGGUGGAGCGAAGCUUUCUCUCAGCGACAGUCGCUUUAUUCAGGUUAUCGCCAAGUCCCUCAGCAUCAGCUGUAAAGAGGAGCUGGAAGCCAUACGAGAUGCACUAACUCCCACUCUGGUCUGCGUUGCUGCUAAGAUCGGAGACAUUGAAGCUUUGGAGGCCAUAAGGGAAAUGGGCUCUGACUUGAGCAUGGCAGACUAUGAUGGGCGCACUCCUCUCCACAUCGCUGCAUGUGAGGGGCAUCUGAAAGUGGUGGAGUAUCUGCUGAGUAAAGGGGCGACAGUCUAUGCCAGAGAUCGCUUUGGCGAUACGCCACUUCGCAAUGCUGUCCGCUUCAGGCAUAAGGAUGUUGUGAAGUUGCUGAGGAAGACUGGAGCUCAUUUUUCCCAGGAUGAAAUUGUUGAUGCUGGAACAGAGUUGUGCAGUCUUGCGGCGAGUGGCGACUUGGAAGGAUUGGAGACUUGGCAGCUAGCUGGGGCUGAUCUGACCAUGUGCAGUUAUGAUGGACAAACACCCAUUGAAGUGGCAAGAGCCACUGGAUGUGAGGAGGCUAUUAACUUCUUACAACAGUACCUGUUGGCUCAGUACCAAACUCAGUUUCAGACAGAUGAGAGUAAUGAGCCAGUAUUUGAGGGGGAUGAGGAUGAGAAUGGCGAGUUUACCACUUGUCCUUGAUCUCGAGGAGGCCGUCCUUCUGUCUGUCACUUUCUGCCCUUAUCAUCCAUCCAGUUGCUUAUUUUUAGCAGACGAACAGUAGAUUUUCCCCACUUAGACAAUUAUUAUCUUAAAGGGGUCAUAUGAUGCUAUUUUAAAAGUGAAUUAUUUUGAUUAUUGGGUAGUAUAGAAUAGGUUAACAUGCUUUAACGUUUAAGUUAUUGCAGCCCCUUUUUUCCCAGUCUGUCUGAAUCGUGCUCGUUUUUUCUAAACGUUGUGUAUCGGCGGUGUUGUACUCUCCCAGGUUCAGGAAGCUGUCCUCUCUAAAAUGUGCCAUGUACAAGCAAAGUUUUGGGUUGUACUGAUAAACCUCUGAAAGCAAAAGCAGUUUUGCUCACACAUCCAAACACAAAUGACGUUAACACUUCAAUUCACCGAAGCCUCAUCUUCUAACUUUGCGCUUUGUAACUUUGCUGAUCAUAUACAACUGAUCGCACAAACAGAUAUAUUACACACUAAAGGAAAACAAUGAAAAGCAUCAUAUGACCUCUUUAAAACAUAAAGAGCACAAGCCAUAAUAUUUUAGAUCCGUCCCUCUAAAACAGUGAGCAAUCAGAUAUGAAUGUAUGUGAUGUUGACAUUAAAACAAUCAUAUGUACAAGCACAUUAUUCAAAUUACAUUACAGUACAGGGUACUGUAUCUCGUGAUGUCCAACAAUAUGUAAUCAUUUAAAAAAAAACAAAUAUAUAUAUAAAUUUAUUGUUUAGAUUUCGAAUGAAUUUCGAUAUUUGAGGCUGUCAGAAUGGCUGUUAUGUCCUCAUCCAGUGUUUUUCACAUAUCAGAUUCACUAUUACCUCAGUGCUGUCACCUUUAUUGGAAUGUACUUUUAAUAGCAAAAAGUCAUAAUUGUAGUGAAGAGUAAGGAUGGUUUUACAAACUGUAUUUACAGAGAAGCAAACCAAACAAAGUGUCUGAUGUUUAAGAAAUGUUUAGUUUUCUGUUGAAAGUAAAAUAACUAAUUGCCCUGUGAGUGACUACACUGAAAACAAUGUUUGUGAACCAAAAUAUAGAGGACCAGCAGGUUAUUUAGUUUUGUUGUUCAGUAAAUCUGUGUUUUGUAUUCAUUCGAGGCAUUGUUGAAUUCCUCAGUGAACGUGUUUUAUUAAAGUGUUUUAAAGUGUUAAACCUCAAUCAAAUUGUUUUGAUCCAUUUUUUAAUUGUUGUUAUUGUUGCAAUAAAAAUACAAAAGCAUAUGGUUAUGCUUUUUAAAACAUGCAAAUUAA
Molecule: messenger RNA, 3262 nt
Organism: Pimephales promelas (fathead minnow)
Lineage: Eukaryota; Metazoa; Chordata; Actinopteri; Cypriniformes; Leuciscidae
Gene: aspg
Product: asparaginase homolog (S. cerevisiae)
Biological process (GO): amino acid metabolic process
Molecular function (GO): asparaginase activity; protein binding
Source: RefSeq, a predicted model, not a curated record